AUGGAAGGGCUAAACAUCAAGAUUGUACGUACCACCGGAUAUCACCCGGAAAGUAACCCAGUGGAGCGAACCAACCGAGAGAUUGGGCGGUUACUCCGUACUUAUUGUCACAAGCAGCACACGAACUGGCUACGCUGGUUGGACAAUAUAGAGUUCUGGGUCAACCACACUACCCAUUCAUCAACAGGCUACACUCCCCAAUAUGUGUUGUUUGGAAAAGACAUGGCAUUAUCAAUCACCAAGCUCAUCACAUUCCCACCAUACAACGACGACAAACCCAUCCAGGAUGUAGUUCAAAUAGUGAUGAAGAAGACCAAGAAACAGGCUCAACUACGAAACAGAAGGAAAGACAAAGACAAGAUUUUUCCAAAGUAUGAAAUUGGAAUGAAGGUACUGGUUAAAGAACACCGACUGUCAUCCGCAGAGGACCACGAAAUUCAUAAGCUAUUUUUACUAUACCAUGGGCCAUAUCAAAUCCAGGAGGUACACCAGAACAACACAGUCACCGUGUGUACUCCUAAUGGAACCAAACACACUUACAACUUUAAAAACAUCAAACAGUACCAUGAGGCUGAACUCCCAGCUGAGGUACUGGUUGAGCGUCACUAA
Molecule: messenger RNA, 609 nt
Organism: Macrosiphum euphorbiae (potato aphid)
Lineage: Eukaryota; Metazoa; Arthropoda; Insecta; Hemiptera; Aphididae
Source: the annotation of a GenBank genome assembly